Fragaria vesca subsp. vesca is the source of this 903-nucleotide messenger RNA. RefSeq names its product salicylic acid-binding protein 2-like. Gene Ontology annotation, biological process: jasmonic acid metabolic process; salicylic acid metabolic process. NCBI's taxonomy places the organism in Eukaryota, Viridiplantae, Streptophyta, Magnoliopsida, Rosales, Rosaceae. The transcript is spliced from 2 exons. The coding region runs from base 168 to 665 and encodes 165 amino acids. Gene Ontology annotation, molecular function: methyl indole-3-acetate esterase activity; methyl jasmonate esterase activity; methyl salicylate esterase activity. The record is from RefSeq and is a predicted model, not a curated record.
GCCAAUUAGAAUCUUUGAAAACUAAGACGAUGCCAAACGCAAAAGCCAAGAAAUGAGACCGGAGAAGAUGAGAACGAAGGAUUCUGUAUCCGUUCUCUUGUUUCUUUGCUUGUGCUACAAUCUGUGCCUCACCUACACCUCACAAACAGAACCAAAACACAUUUGAGAUGAAGCAUUUCGUGCUUAUUCACGGCGCUGGCCACGGAGCAUGGUGCUGGUACAAGCUAGCAACCCUACUGACCGCCGCUGGUCACAACGUCACAGCCCUAGACCUCCCUGGAUCAGGCAUAAACCUAACGGAGGUACAACAAAUCCGCUCCAUUGCAGACUAUUCCGAGCCAUUGAUCAAGCUCAUGGAGUCUCUGCCACCGCAGGAUAGGGUUAUCCUAGUAGGUCACAGCUUGGGUGGUCUUCCCCUAACUCUUGUCAUGGAGAGGUUCCCCAGUAAAAUUGCUGCUGCAGUUUUUGCCACCGCUGACAUGCCUGGUCUAAAUCUCAGUUUGGCCACUAUAUCUGAAGAGUUUGGUAAAGAUACAGAUUUUAUGGACACUCAAUAUAGAUUUGAUGAUGGAUCCGGCAGACCAGCAACCGCAGUGUUCUUCGGGCCGAAGUUUUUGGCGUCAAAAUUAUACCAACUAUCGCCGCCAGAGGUAUCAAUUAGCUAGUCCUCAUACUCAUCUUUAAUUCAUUUGUCAUUUCCGUAACUCACUUUCUAAAAAUAUCACUUUCAUCUAUAAAUUAACUUAAACCUUAUGUGAUAUUUUGGCCAUCUUCUCUAUUUUCUCGUUAAAAGAGUCAUGUGAUUUAACCUCUUAAAAGCCAUCAUCGUGUAAGUUCAUCAAUAACGCGCAUGCCAAUAACUUGACUUGGAGAAAUGAAAUCACUCAUGAUAAUGUUUAACAA